ACACAAAAAUACAAACGUGAAGCUCAUCACAUUUCGACGGCCGUCUCCUCCCUCUCUCUCUCUCUUUCUCCUCUGACUCAGUCGUUGGAGAUAAGGCAGUCUUCCAAAUCAUGGCCUCCAAUUCCCAACAAGCAGCUACUGGCUCGCCUCCUAAACCAUGGGAACAAUCCGGAACCUCGACUGGUCCUACACCCUUUAAGCCACCGUCACCUGGGAGCACUAGUGAUGUUGUUGAGGCUUCUGGAACAGCAAAACCAGGUGAAAUUGUUUCAACUAAUGAUAUGAAUACGGUUGUAAACAGGAAUUCUCUGGGUAGACCCGUACCUACUAGGCCUUGGGAGCAGCAGAAUUAUGGAAGCACUUAUGGAGGUUAUGGUUCUGGUCUGAAUUAUAACUCAGGGUUUGGUUCAGGAAUGUAUGGUUCAUCUUAUGGUGGUGGAUUAUAUGGUAACAGCAUGUAUAGAGGAGGGUAUGGUGGUUUAUAUGGAAACUCUGGUUUAUAUGGUGGUGGGAUGUACAAUGGUGGUGGGAUGUACAAUGGUGGUUUUGGGGGUCCAAUGGGUGGUUAUGGAAUGGGGGGCACGGGUCCAUAUGGCGAGCAAGAUCCAAAUAAUCCAUUUGGUGCUCCAUCAUCACCUCCAGGCUUUUGGAUUUCCUUACUCCGUGUGAUGCAAGGUGUUGUUAACUUCUUUGGCCGGAUAUCUAUUUUAAUAGACCAGAAUACCCAGGCACUUCACAUGUUUAUGUCUGCUCUUCUUCAGCUUUUUGAUCGCACAGGCCUUUUGUACGGAGAAUUAGCAAGAUUUGUUUUAAGAUUGCUUGGGAUCAAAACAAAACCUCGAAAGGUUAAUCAAAUGGGACCUGAUGGCCUUCCACUACCAGGACCGGAAAACCGUCGUGGGAACCAGAACUACAUUGAGGGGCCAAAGGCUGCUCCAAGUGGUGCUGCAUGGGACAACGUAUGGGGAGGAGAGAAUAACAGCAGUUAGUUUGUUACCUUUUUUCUGAUAUAUACUGGAGAAACCAACCAGAAAUUUAGGGCUGAUGAGGGACAAAACUCCACGUGUAUUGGUUGGACACGCCAACGUUGAUGAAGGAAAGUAUGAAUGGAUAGAAACUCAACAAAAAUAAUAGCAAUAAUGUCAGGAACUUGAGUGUGUUUGAGGGCUUCUUGAUGGCAAAUAAGCUGUAAUCGAAGGGUUUUUUUUAUUUUCCUUUGCCGUUAUUCAAUUUGAACCGUGUAUUUAUUGAAGAAUGCAUAUGCUUUUUUUUUUUUACAAGAAAAAAUACAAUAAUAAAUUAAUAUCUGUUCG
Rubroshorea leprosula is the source of this 1313-nucleotide messenger RNA. The record is from the annotation of a GenBank genome assembly. Lineage: Eukaryota; Viridiplantae; Streptophyta; Magnoliopsida; Malvales; Dipterocarpaceae.